AUGAUGACGCAGUUCACCGAUGACUCGGACCCCACGGCGCUGAUCGUGAUCUCUGGGGUGCUGAUGAUUGUGGGCCUGUUCCGGGUCUUCUACUCCAUCUUCAGCUCCGUGAGGUACAUCUCCGGCCAGGUGCUGAAAUCCGCCGAGUCGAUGAUCCUAGACAUCCAAGCCGCCUGA
This is a messenger RNA of Effrenium voratum, 177 nucleotides long. The record is from the annotation of a GenBank genome assembly. NCBI's taxonomy places the organism in Eukaryota, Dinophyceae, Suessiales, Symbiodiniaceae.